Molecule: messenger RNA, 1057 nt
Organism: Nilaparvata lugens (brown planthopper)
Lineage: Eukaryota; Metazoa; Arthropoda; Insecta; Hemiptera; Delphacidae
Exons: 2
Coding region: 237-968 (243 amino acids)
Source: RefSeq, a predicted model, not a curated record
UACAAUCAAAUGUCAGCGUUGUGCUGCUGGUAAACCUCUGGGGAGUUGAGUACAGCACGCUCCAAUUGCACAUGCCCCCUCGUAUGCUCUCUCUCACUCGUACAAGCCUGCAACAGACAGAGAAACGACUUGGUAUAAAAUCAGUUGCCUCAGAGGAAAAUCACCAUUUACGUUAGAGAAGAGUUAAGUGAACUUAUAUACCCUACGUGAACUUCUCCCUAAUCAUCAUCUACACAAUGGAUUCAUCAUCAUCUUCAAGCUUCAUCAUACCAGACAGCCCACCAACAGAGCAGCAGCUCAACUACUGGCAGCAGAAGCAGAAAGCUCGCAGCUCGGCUGCCACCUCCGCUGCCAUGGCUGCCGCCUCCGCUGUCUCCGCCGCCUCCUCCUCCGCCUCACCCCUGAAGAGACAGGGAAUCUUCGUUCAACGAGAGAGGGGUGAGGAGAUCGUGAUUCCGGACAGUCCUCUGCCACAAUCUACACCGGCUACCUGGGCGCCGCGACGAGCGGUGCUGUCAACUCAACCCAGCAAGCAGCCGGUGAAGAGGAGGCUAGUUUUCGAGGACGAGGGCGUGCUCACUCAAUCAAAGAAACGUGUGCCGGAAGAGGACAGCUCGAUCGUGCCUCUCUUGAGGGAGGAGGGGGAAGUGGAGACAGAGGACGAGGACUUCCUGAGAUUGUUGAAUAGCCGCACCGAGAAGCCAUGGACGCCUCUCCGCGAGUUGGAAGAGGGCAUGGCAUAUCCGAUAUGUGAUGUGAGAGAGGCGUCCAACCAGCACGGGCGGCGAAUUGUGCUCAAAAUCUGGGUACCCGGACUACGUACAACAGAUGUUUAUCUUCCAGAAAGAUUUAGCCGGAUUUUGAGCACAAAAGACAUUGAAAAUUUUAAAUUAAAGUGCAAAACCUUAUCUCUGUUUGUAAAGCAUGUUAAUGCUUUUAUGACUGACAUAAAAAUUGUUAAAUGCUAAAUUAGCAUUUAGCAUUUUUUAUGUCACUAAGCAUCUAGCAUUAACAUGCUUUACAUGUUAAUAUGUAUGUGUCAGUAGUGUUCAAUAAA